Molecule: messenger RNA, 2777 nt
Organism: Ictalurus furcatus (blue catfish)
Lineage: Eukaryota; Metazoa; Chordata; Actinopteri; Siluriformes; Ictaluridae
Product: small membrane A-kinase anchor protein-like
Exons: 2
Coding region: 207-479 (90 amino acids)
Molecular function (GO): protein kinase A regulatory subunit binding
Source: RefSeq, a predicted model, not a curated record
AGAGGAACCUGAGGUGAGACAAGAAGACUGAGAUUUCUAUGCAUCUGUAAUCUGGGUUCUUUUUCCAGCAGGAUCAUGUCAAGAGGGAGAUCAGAAGUCGUCCAUGAGUGAGCUGUGCCUCAUCACCUGGUCACCGGCUGAACUUCGCCGUCCACCGCCAUCCUCUUGAUUUUCCUCUUUCAAACCAAUGCACCAUUUUGCGGAUCAUGGGAUGCAUCAAAUCCAAGUGCAACAAGCCCACGCAGAACUCCAGCACGGUGGAGAAGGUGGACGGCGGGCCUGGGAAGAAGCGAGAGGAGAAGGCUGUCCUGGUGUAUUCGGAAGCGGCACCGGACCGGAACACGUCGCAGGUCAACCCGGUCCUUCUGGACUACGCACAGAGACUCUCGGAGGAGAUCGUGGCUCGGGCCGUGCAGCAGUGGGCCGAGGUGGACAGCCGCUACAGUGACAUCCCAUACAUCGAGUGUGACUUGCCUUGAAGGCCACUACAUCUCGCGUGCUUUUCCCAAGGUCCAGAAGCACAGCUUGGCCUGAUGAAGGCCAGUGAUGUGAAUGCGGUGUUGCUGCACCAUGUGAAUGCAGAAGAAAUUUGGUGUUUGGAUACCUUUUGUAAGUGUAUAACGUUUGUGUGGGAAGGAGUACUGUGGCAGCAUCGAGGCUUUUCCGUCUGUAAAAGCACAAACGUACAAAAAGAAAGUGCUAGCAAAGCAUUAGUACGCCUCGGAAGGUUUUGAUUUUCCCCUUAAUCACUGAGACGUGUCAUAUCCAUAGCCUGAAUUUGUACAGGGCAAGCCAAGAGCAAUGUCCAGAGACCGAAAUGGCAUCGAUCCCAGAGAUGCUAUAAAUAAGCCCAGACCGUGAUCCCUGCGUUUGCUCGGAUCGACAUGCCCCCGCCCCCCCCAGUGUUCAUAUUGCUGUGGGAAGUUCGAAUGCCGUGUCGUGUCGGCAGUCUUAUAAGAUUACUUGUUAAACUGUACGAGAUCCCAACGAAAUGGCCGUAUUCUUUAACAGACCGCGUGAUAACGUGUCAAGAUUACGGCGUGACCGGCGGUUAAAUUAAAGUAAAUAAACGUUCUGCUUACGUCGUCAAUCGGACAUUUCUGAAAGUGAGCUUGAGGAUAUUUUUCUCUCCGCUAGCAUGGUUCGUUUGUGUUUCGUCAUCGCGACUAGCCCAGUUUGUUGUAGCCGUCCCGUACGUUUUUGUCGUGUCCUACGCCCGCAUGGAUUUCAGACGAGCGUCUCUGCAGUGCCUCGAUGGCAUUAAAUCCGUGAGCGCUUCAAAUCGUGCAUUCUAAGACCACCUCACAACCAAAGAAUUUGUUUUCUUUUAACGCGCUCCGCGAAGUGGAGCGAGUUUUUAAACACGGCUACAUGCCAAAUUUUGUCUAUAGGUCUUUUUUUUUGUGCUUGUUGAAGUUACUCGCCAGCCGGGCAACUACAAAAGCUAACAUCGCGGACGUUAAAUGUAUUCGUCCACUGAAAUAAAUCAUGUGUACUGUACACAUCGGUAGGCGCGUUUCCACCAACGUUCCGGAACCUCUCGGGGGGGGGGAAUUAAAAGAUUCCUGGACGAGUUCCUGCUUAGCAGUUUUAUUUUUAACAUGCUCUCCAAGUCCAUCGCGACCUUUCGGCAGCGUCCCGAUCCAGCCAUGAGAAUGCUUUCGAUUGGUUCUCCUUUUGUCAGAGAAGUUCUUAAAGGCUCUCACAAAAUAAUAUCUAAAAAAUAUGACCAUUUUUGGAAGAUAUUUUGCUAAAACGUCCCCUACAGUAUAUUUGGAGUCUUUUGAGACACCCUGUACAUGCGUCUAAUUUUAACCAAGUCAAACAUUUACUUUUAGAUUUGUGGGUGGGAGAAGGGGGCGGAGCUUCCAACGUGGCGUCGGUUAAUAUCGGAGCGUUCAAAACACCCACGCGACUGUCAAUCGUUCCAGAUUCUAAAUAUAAUUACAGCACUAUUUUAUUUCAUUUCCUCUAACUUUGCAUUAUUAAUGCUUAAUCGCUCGAUGCUACAUGUACCUAGUCAAAUUCUUAGAUUCGGUAACACGCUAGUUCAUACAUCGCAUCGUUCGCGUUCUCAUGAUUUUGCGUUUGCCUUCGGAUUACGAGGUACAAAAAUCGCAAACUACUAUCUAAACCCACCGUAAAAUGGGUUUCCUCAGAAAGUCCAGAGUUUCUGAAAUGGGUCCCUGUGGUGGAAGUGCACUUGUGGACAGAAUGAAAUUUUGAAAAUCCUGUAAAGCGCGUGUUCUGUACCGAUAUGACGUGAGAUAAUCGGCUCAUUAGGAUCGGAGGAGGCAAGUCUUUUUCAGUCAUGCAGCUCAAAAACAUACCAUCCUCACGUCAAAGAGGAAUUUAUGCCGGUUUUCAAAGAGCUACGUUUGACUGACGGAACUAGUCUGUAGGUACUGGAUAGUACUAACUAAACUGCUGACCACGUGAGACCUUUAACGAGCGGUAACAAGCACAAUCCGCCCUGUCGUGUGGGCAUUUAGACCACUGAUGUGAGCUCUACAAGCGUCUAACCAAAUCGUUUAACCGACGCCCCUUUAAACCCAGCGGUCUACAUCGACCUCGUGUUGCCACAGAAUUCUGGAGACGUUUCAAAAUGUUUAUACAGUGCGACACCUCGAUGGAAUCUAAUGGAAUAAUAAACGUGGAGAUGAAGCGUUAGCUUGUUUGGAUCAAGAGGAGAUCUUUGAGCAUCAGCAAAUCCAUUUCACACUGGAUAAUCUCCAGCUGCACUCACAUCCUUAACACCAUUUCUUAUAUUUAAUCCA